This is a messenger RNA of Ricinus communis (castor bean), 1449 nucleotides long. RefSeq names its product transcriptional regulator SUPERMAN. The coding region runs from base 508 to 1200 and encodes 230 amino acids. The record is from RefSeq and is a predicted model, not a curated record. NCBI's taxonomy places the organism in Eukaryota, Viridiplantae, Streptophyta, Magnoliopsida, Malpighiales, Euphorbiaceae. The transcript has 2 exons.
AACCAUCUAAAUUGAACUUAUGUAAGCUUGAUUUAAUGGCAAGAACAGAUUGGUUAGAGAUCAAGUCAUGUAUCUUGUCGUCUAAGAAUCCUAAAUUCUAAGCAGUUAUACUUAGACAAGUCAUCAAGAUGAUUGAACUGUGACCAUCUACUCAUCAUCACUGAAGUUCUCUUUACAAUUGUUACAAAAACAUGAUAGUACUUGGAAACAAUUUAAAGGGAAGUGAAAAUACGUUCGGCUAGAGUCUGCUAGAUUUGGCAAACAGGCAUGGCUGGCAGGCCGAGGUUCCAUUUAUAGUAAGUAGUGACUAAAACAUAUGGGGCAUUUUGCUUUGGCAGCCUCCAAUGGGAUUUUUCAGCUUCUGUUCCAGAAUUUGAUGGGUCUUUCUUUCUUCCCUGCAACUUCUAUUUAUCAUCAGUAUUGAAUCAACAGUACUCCUCCUCUUUCUUUCAAGACCCAGACCCACACUCUAUAUCAUUACCAUACAUCUCUGGUUUCUCAUUAUCCAUGGAGAAGAACAGUUUGAAUAACAGCUUGAAAGACCACAGUAUUGCCAGUAGAGCCUGCAACAACAACAACAACAAUAACAACAACAAUAACAACAACAAGCAGACUAGAUAUUCAUGGAACUAUAACAGCAACAGCCAAAGCUUUGGAGAAGAUUAUCUAGGUGGGUUUUCAUGGCCACCACGAUCUUACACUUGUAGCUUUUGCAAAAGAGAAUUUAGAUCUGCACAGGCACUUGGUGGUCACAUGAAUGUUCAUAGAAGAGACAGAGCCAGGUUAAGACAAUCACCUCCAAGAGAUGGUCAGUGCACUAUGCUUAAUCUUAACAUUAACCCUAACCCUAAUAACCGUACUCCAUCAUCUCCAUUCACUUGCAUGAUACCUUCCUCAGCUCCUGCUCCUCCAACUACUACUACUACAAUUUCUGCAUUAUCUUCACCAUCUUUUGCUUCUUCUAGCGAAACCAAGAAAUGGGUUAUUGAUGAUAGCACAUUUCGUGACCCUAUAAGCCCCAUUACAAAAGCCAGAACCCAGAAAUCGCUCUUUGAUGCUGAAGAAUUUGAUGAACUCACACAAGAAGAUGGGUGCAAGUUCUUAAAGAAAUCUGAGAUUGUAAGGUUAGAUUUGGAGAUUGGCCUUUUUAAUGACUCUAAAGAGGAAUUAGACUUGGAACUUCGACUGGGAUACUCUUAGAUAAAGUACUAUUUCAGCUUUAUCAGCACCAGCUCAAUUGCAUUUCUUUGAAAGACUACGUAUCCUUGGCUUGUUGCAGCAGGUCCUGAUCAAAUAUUGUAAGCGGCAUGAUAUGUUUAGUAUGUUAAAAAUUUUGAUGCUUUUAGAACCGAAGGUGUUCAUGAUAUGAUCCAACUUGAACCACGUAUUUGGAAUGUAAUUUUCUCUUAUCCAGACUUCCUUUAAUCUUUUCAGUAUUAUAAAAAUAUA